Messenger RNA from Melospiza georgiana, 6146 nucleotides. It is a transcript of the gene ACSL4, whose product is annotated as acyl-CoA synthetase long chain family member 4. The record is from RefSeq and is a predicted model, not a curated record. NCBI's taxonomy places the organism in Eukaryota, Metazoa, Chordata, Aves, Passeriformes, Passerellidae. Bases 303 to 2438 code for a protein of 711 amino acids. Gene Ontology annotation, molecular function: arachidonate-CoA ligase activity. The transcript has 16 exons. Gene Ontology annotation, cellular component: plasma membrane; lipid droplet; endoplasmic reticulum. Gene Ontology annotation, biological process: long-chain fatty acid metabolic process; long-chain fatty-acyl-CoA metabolic process; neuron differentiation.
CGCUCCUCCCCCGCGCCCUCAGCCAUUUUAGCAGCCGGUACUGCCACCGGUAGCGCUGUGAUCUCCGCCGGCAACGCCGGGGCUGGGCACGGUCUAAUCAACACUGAAAAAACCUCAGUGAUCACUGAGACCCCUUGUGUCCACUGUUGGCUCUCAAAGGUUACUAAAAUUUUGCAGCUGCUCUGAAUCAGCUCUACCUAAGCUUCACCUCCUGUUGCUUCUCCCUGCACCACUCUGCACUGCUGCCUUGCUCUUGUCUGCUUCAGAACUCCAUAAGAGAGUUUCUCUUUUAAAUACCCACAAUGAAAUUUAGGCUAGAAAUGUGUGCCAUUCUCUUGCUGCCUGUGUACUUGUUAAUCUGGUUGUACAGUGUGCUGGUAUUUAUUCCCUGGUAUUUUCUCACCAACGCCAAGAAGAAAAAGGCUAUGGCAAAGCGGUUAAAAGCUAAACCCAUCUCGGACAAGCCGGGGAGCCCCUACCGCUCUGUCACUCACCUGGACUCUCUAGCAAACAUAAACAUCCCUGGAGCAGACACUCUGGACAAGCUCUUUGACCAUGCUUUAGCAAAGUUUGGGAAGAAGGACUGUCUUGGAACCAGGGAAAUUCUGAGUGAAGAAAAUGAAAUGCAACCAAAUGGAAAAGUAUUCAAAAAGUUAAUUCUAGGAACUUACAGAUGGUUAUCCUAUGAAGACAUAAAUGAGAAAAUCACUCACCUGGGGAAUGGGCUGACUGCCCUGGGACUGACCCCCAAAAGCACCGUUGUGAUAUUCUGUGAGACCAGAGCUGAGUGGAUGAUUGUGGCUCUCACCUGCUUCAAGUACAACUUCCCUCUUGUCACUCUCUAUGCCACCCUGGGGGAAGAGGCAGUGACCUAUGGUCUCAACGAGUGUGGAGCAUCAUAUUUGGUCACCAGUGUGGAACUCCUGGAGAGCAAACUCAAGACUGCACUGCCACAAGUCUCCUGUCUGAAACACAUCAUUUAUGUGGACAAGAAGACAGUCAGUAAAUCAGAAUACCCUGCAAAUGUGGAAAUUCAUAGUAUGCAGACAGUAGAAGAGCUGGGAGCCAAACCAGAAAACUCAAGCAUUCUGCCAAGCAGACCUGUUCCUACAGACUUGGCUUUAGUGAUGUACACCAGUGGCUCUACUGGGAGACCCAAAGGAGUGAUGAUGAUGCAUAAAAACCUAAUAGCUGGGAUGACAGGACAGUGUGAGAGAAUACCUGGACUGGGACCCAAGGACACUUACAUUGGUUAUUUGCCUCUGGCCCAUGUGUUAGAACUGACAGCAGAAGUUUCCUGCAUCACUUAUGGCUGCAGGAUUGGUUACUCCUCUCCUCUCACUCUCUCAGAUCAGUCAAGUAAAAUUAAGAAGGGAAGCAAAGGAGACUGUACUGUACUUAAGCCUACACUGAUGGCAGCUGUGCCUGAAAUAAUGGAUAGAAUUUACAAAAAUGUCAUGAGUAAAGUUCAAGAGAUGAACUACAUUCAGAGAACUCUGUUCAAGAUAGGCUAUGACUACAAAUUGGAACAAAUCAAGAGGGGAUAUGAUGCACCUCUGUGUAACAUACUAUUGUUUAAAAAAGUCAAGGCCCUGCUGGGAGGCAAUGUCCGAAUGAUGCUUUCUGGAGGAGCACCACUCUCACCUCAGACACAGAGAUUCAUGAACAUCUGUUUCUGCUGUCCUGUUGGGCAAGGCUAUGGACUGACAGAAACCUGUGGAGCUGGAACCAUUACAGAAGUUGCUGAUUACAGCACUGGCAGAGUUGGAGCUCCUCUUAUUUGUUGUGAAAUAAAACUGAGAGACUGGCAAGAAGGAGGCUAUACUAAUAAAGACAAGCCUAAUCCUAGAGGUGAAAUUAUAAUUGGUGGCCCCAACGUCUCCAUGGGAUAUUUUAAAAAUGAAGAGAAGACAACAGAAGAGUUUACUGUUGAUGAGAAUGGCCAGAGAUGGUUCUGUACAGGAGAUAUUGGGGAAUUUCAUCCUGAUGGGUGUCUACAGAUCAUAGAUCGUAAGAAGGACUUGGUAAAGCUCCAAGCAGGAGAAUAUGUAUCUCUGGGCAAAGUAGAGGCAGCACUGAAGAACUGCCCAUUGAUUGACAAUAUCUGUGCUUAUGCCAAAAGUGACCAAUCCUAUGUGAUCAGUUUUGUGGUCCCUAACCAGAAGAGGCUGACAGCCUUGGCUGAGCAGAAGGGCAUCAGUGGGAGCUGGGUGGACAUUUGUAACAAUCCUACAAUGGAAGCAGAAAUACUGCGAGAGAUUAAAGAAGUGGCAAACAAGAUGAAAUUAGAAAGAUUUGAAAUACCCAUCAAGGUCCGGCUGAGCCCUGAGCCGUGGACCCCCGAGACUGGGCUGGUGACAGAUGCUUUCAAGCUGAAAAGGAAAGAACUGAAAAACCAUUACCUCAAUGACAUUGAAAGAAUGUAUGGAGGCAAAUGAACAGCUCAGCUGACCUGGCAGCUGUGCAGGUGGCUCCUUCUCAUGCCUCAGUUUUGGAUGUCUGCACUGUAGAUAUCACACAUUCAAAAAAUACACCAAAUGGACAACUGUUUCUGUAGCUGCUAUCAAGUAAACCAGAAUAUCUUACACUCCAAAUUGUUAAUUGUUAGCAGAUUAGACACUGAUGGUCUUCAUAGUUUUGUGUGAUCAUCUCCAGUUUUGAGACAGACAUCGUUAUGUGAAGCAGUGUGACCAGGUAAUUGUAGUGUUUCUCUAGCAUAUUCAGACUGCUUACUCUACUUCUCUUUAACUCAUGCUGAAGACUGGCCUAUAUUUCAAAGAGGAAAAAAUAAUGUAAUUGUGAUGACUCUUCUGUCAUAAGACACUUGUAAUAAGAUAUUUCCCUCUAGCAAGGAGGGAAAAGGAAUAUCCAGUGUCUACCCUUCUCCAUUUAAAAACUACCAAGACAACAGCAGUAGUCAAGAACUUGCUAGAGAUCACUAAUAACACACUGCUUGAAAAUGGAUGGAUUCUUCUGCACAUCAGUAUCUUGAAUAUUUACAGUGCCUACAAAAGAAUAGACAGUACACUUACUGAAAUAAAGGUGAACUGAAGAGCUUUCUAAAAACAAGUUAUAAGAAAUUCCACUCAAGAGCAUUGAAUUAACUAUUUCAACUUCCAACUCACCAAACAGGUUUUUAAUUGCCACUGCAUUUUAAUUCAAGCAGAGCUUUCCACUGGACACAGAGUGUAAAAGAAAACAAAGACUUGCACAACUCUGGGGGUGCUGAUGAGAAAUCAGUGCCUGAAUGUAGAACUUGCAUCUGGACUGGCAAACAGCUGUGAAACUGAUGGGCAGUGGUCUCUAAACAGACUUGAAACUCAGAGUUUUUAGAAGUGUUUUGGUGGGUUUUUUUGAGAGGUGGUUGAUGUUUUUAAGGCAAUGAUUCUCUAGACCUUCACAAACAUGUGAGUACUGGUUACCUGUGUGUAACUUAGAGGAUCAGGUUUUAAAUGCCUGCAUUCCUUUAUGGAAGGUAUUUCUGUUCACCUUUUAACUGUGCUAAGCAUGAUAAGGCAACCAGAAACCAACAGGGCUUUCCCUGUCUAGCCUUGUUUUACUUACAGAAAAGUAGUCUCUGGCCAUGGAAUCUUUGUUUCCUGGAAACUUGUAAAAAGGGACAAAUCACUCUACAGAAAUUCAUAGAGUUCAUAGAAAUGUUCUCUUAUUAACUGGAAGUCACAGAUGUGAAGAAGGAGGAAGAUGUAAUUUAAUAAUAGUUCAUCAUUUUGUGUGCCGAAUCCUGUACUGUGUCUUCUUUUGAAUUGUAACUGAGCUCCUGCAUCCCUGUCAGCUCUUCACACUUGAACCAUAAGUGCUGUAAAAAGUGCAGGCUCUUGAUACUGUUCUACUUUGCACUUUCUUAAUCGUUUUAUAUAUGUUGCUUACAUUUUGUACAGCUGUGGCCCUCAACUGCUCUAUAUUGCAAAUUCAUUUGAAAGUAUUUAUAGAUUUCUAUUCAUAACAUUUGUGUUGUGUAUAUGAUGGUUAAAAAAGCUAUUUGGUAUUGUCACUGUACAGAAAGCAAAAGAUUUUGUACAUUGCUUCUCUUGAACACACGAGCUUGCAAUUUCAAGAGAAAUUUUUCUUUUUCUGCAUGUAUAUGUAUUUUUAUUUUCCAGUUAAAAUAGACUUUGUCAAAAAUAAACAAUGCCUCUAUACUCCUCAAGUAAAGCAUCCCUUUUCCUGGGGACCAACUUCAAACUUCACCAUGCACAAUUUUCUCAGGCUAGUGCAGAACACUGCCUGCUGGCCUUCUAAGAACCCCAAGGGGAAAGAGAGAAAGAAAAUCUGGUAUAUAAAGGUGAUGGUAUCCAGUUGUGCAUGGAACUACAUGAGUCACUAAAGGAAAUAGCUUUUAUAAAUUUUUUUUUUUAAGAUAGACACAGUUGUUUUUUCACAACAGGGAAUAUAUCCUAUAGCAGUAGCAACUUUUAAAAUUACUUGGUCCUGGAGCCAUGGUACCAAUUUUUCCAUGUUUUAAAACUGGUCUCUAUUUAGUAGCCUUUAGUCAGCCUAUUAGCAUCACAAAAGUGAAAUACAUGUAAGAAAGAUACUUACACUUGAGUCUGUCAGCAGGUUCUAAGACUAUAUUUUUUAAGCCAUGAAUGUAUUUAUAUGAAAUGUAUUUUAUCUUCUGUGUCUUGGUUGACUGAGGAUUGCUAUUUUCAAAAUAUAUGUACACACAUAACACAAUGUUAACAUUUCAAAAGUGGAAUACAGCUUAAAUGGUUCAACAAGUUUGUGUUUUUGAAGAUCUUUGUAUUGUUCCUGUUCUGUGCCUCACAUUCUGUCUAAAACUGAAUCUACCUUACAAAGCAGCAGCAAUGGGUCCAUACUUCAGGUAAUGAAAUCCCAGCCUCCAGCAGGCCUGGUAUUUUUUGUAAGGAAUGAACUAGAGCUGGAUGUACUGCAAAAGACAAUUUGCUACAUCAUCAGCUUUUCAAGCACCUUUGGGGAAGGAUUACAUCAGGCUGCCUUCAAAUAUGGGGAUUGUUUGCAAAUACCUUGCAGUUGGGCAAGAACUUUAUCCUUCAUUUUAAUGAAUCCUAAAUCCUUUUUGUGACAGAGCUUGUGGAGAAGAAACAAUGAGCAAGAAUGUUUAAUUUUUGCCAUUAAAAAUAAGGAACUAGGAUGCAGAUGAAGAGAUAGUAAAUAACUUCAAAAUCACUCUGUGAUAGUUACAGAUGCUGUUUAUCUUGUGGUGGGAUGAAAGAACACACACCACGGGACUGAAAUGUAAGGGAGAGGUUCAUGUACUGGUGAGGGUUCCAGAAGUUCUUCAGAAAGCAGGUUAAGAAUUUUAAAUUAUCCUUGUAAGACUGAAGAAAUAAGUUCAAAGAGAAACAAAAUGCAGUUUGGGCAUAUCUGGUGUAAGAUUGGAUUUAGGCUCUCUACCUCCAAAGCCAUGGUCUGUCUAGAGAAAGCCAGAGUGUAACUAGCACAGCAGGGCACUGGGGAGCUUCAGCUGUGAAGGGAGAUGAGUUGUUUAGCUGGCCUGAGGAGGAAUGGCAUGUGCCACAGAUGAUUAACCUGCAACUCCAUGCACAAGGCAUAAAGGGCUGGCCCAGGGAAAGAGAAAGAACAGGGUCUAAGCUUGCACAGUGCAAAGGAUAAUUUGGCAUUUUAAAAGAAACACGGGAUUUUAACCAAUUCCUUACUAAAUACUGAACUAGUGAAGUCUUCAGAGUCUCAGAGUCAAUGAAAGUUCACCAAGAGAACAGCCUUGGCACAGACCCAUUGGUGGGGCUGGCAGGGACACUGCCUGUAACAGGCAGAUGUCAUCAAGUGGCUUGAAAGGGAAAAAAAAAAACCAACUAAACAGGGAGAGGAUGGAGUUACUCCCUCAGGAGCAGGUGAGGUGGUGUUUAACCCCCCAUGCAGUCACAGUGCCCUUGCCAACACUCAGAGCAUAACCUGCAGGGCACUGCCUGCCAGCUCCCCAGCACAAACUGCAAUUCCAGCACACUGGCAGGAUAUAAAAGGUACAGAACACAGUUCACAAUGUGGGUCACUCAUUUUCACUAGGAAAAAAAAGACCAUAUCUACCACAUCUCAGAACAAGUUUCAAAUAACUGUUGUAUUCUAACAAUAAGAGUGUUGUUCUGCAAUUACAUGCAAAACAAGAAAUAAAUUCUCGUUAUGUA